This is a messenger RNA of Penicillium oxalicum, 933 nucleotides long. Its product is annotated as SKI complex subunit WD repeat protein SKI8. The record is from RefSeq and is a predicted model, not a curated record. Lineage: Eukaryota; Fungi; Ascomycota; Eurotiomycetes; Eurotiales; Aspergillaceae. The transcript has 7 exons. Gene Ontology annotation, molecular function: protein binding. Gene Ontology annotation, cellular component: Cdc73/Paf1 complex. Bases 1 to 933 code for a protein of 310 amino acids.
AUGUCGCGACAAUAUCUCGCGUGGGGUUCAGCCGACAAUGCGCACCCACUCGACAUCUUCUCACUGGCAGUGACCGAGAAACAUGUUCUGUCUGUAUCCGGUGCUCCGUCAAUCAAAGUACAUUCAACCGAGAACACCGAGUUUCCCCUGGUCCAGUCAAUUGAUGGAGCCCACGCCUUGGGAUGCCACCAUAUCGUGACCGACUCUGCUGGCACUCGCGCCGUCAGCGCUGGCUUUGACGGUACUCUCAAAGUAUGGUCACUCAACGAGGGACAUUGGACUGCCGACUCGGAUAAGACAGCUGAUCUGGCCAACAUUCACCCCUGGGCCAUUGCCCUGUCUGGGGAUGGUCAAUACCUGGCAGGUGUCUCAGAAAGCGGCCAUGUUGGUGUCUGGGAUCUGAACAACCAAGGCGCUCAGAUUCGAGACCACGAAACCAAAGGAAGCUUUGGCACCUGUAUCGACCUGUCUGGUGAUGGCCGUUUCAUUGCAAGCGGUCACGAAAACGGCGCCGUGUACAUUUUCCUCACCGACACAGGUCGCAUGCCAUUUUCUCUUUCAGGCUUGGUCAAACCCGUCCGUGCAGUGGCCUUUUCGCCCGGUGGAAAGAUUCUCGCUGCUGCGGGCGACUCCAAAGUCAUUGUGCUUUAUGACACCUCUUCAGGUGAACAAAUUGCCAAUCUUUCUGGUCACGCGGCCUGGGUUCUGUCUCUGUCAUGGAGUAGCUCUGGAGAGUAUCUCCUCAGCAGUUCCUACGAUGGCAAGGUCAAAGUCUGGUCAAUUGAUACCAAGAUGUGCGUCGCUACCCAUUCGGAGACUGAAAAGGCAGUGUGGAGUGUCAAGUGGCUCCCAAAGACUGCCCGUUCCGAAAGCUUCGCAACUGCAGGUGCCAACAGAAGUGUAGCCUUCUACCGCGAAGCCACUGGUGGUUGA